AACCAGAGAAGGAUCUUGUAAAACCUUUUCUCCUUCAUACUCCCCCCACUCCCACCCCUCCUCCUCUGCCCCUUUGAUUAGAUGUUCCCUCAUCGUCCAAAAAAAAUGUAAUUUCGUUGGUCUGGCGGCCACUUUCUUUGAACAUUAGCUCGCUUUCAGCUCCAACUUCAAUUAGAAGGAGUUGAUUUUGAGAGAUCAACAAAAGAACCGACCAAAGCCUUAUUAAAGGUCCUAAGAAGAUCUCCCGGGUCCUUUGAGAAGCAGUUAAGGAAACAGUGUGCCCUCCAUCAUAUUCUGUUACCGUAUUUUAUUCGGACUCCAAAGGAAAGUGUCGCUUGGGGGAGGGGAAAGCACUUUGAUGAGCGGCGGCUGCUGCCCCCCUUUCACUGCGCCGGCUCCCCCUUCCUUCUCCUCCACCUCCUCGCCCAGCGCCCGAUCCACUCUUCGGGGGCCCGACCCCGCGGCCAGAGCAGCGCAGGAGCGCCCCACCGCGCUGCGCCCGGCGGCUCCUAGACUCGCCCUCACGCUGCUGUGCAAACUUUUCACUCCGCCUGCCGGGGUGAAGGGGUGGGGGAUUACGAAGAAAGGACAGGAAUUCCUCGAAAGGGAAUAAAGUGCCUAAUAUUCAAGAGGAGGCGCCCUUUUAGAGAACUGCCUCGCUCAGGAUUGGGGCGAAAACACUCCCUUCCCCCGCUUGAAAAAGUACACUUUAGGUGGAGGUGCAUGAGAAGUUUGUUCUGCUGGGAACGGACCUUUCCCAGUACGAACAAUCCGGGGCUAUCGCCUCAAAAAGGCUCCUACGGAGGCGUAGGGGAAGCAAAUUCAGGUCAGGGGACUUCGGCCACAUCCAGUCCCAUUCCACCACUCCCGGCUGCCCCUGGCAGAAAAUCGGUAGGGAGAGAUCGUGGGAGAAAGUUUCCCAUCGAGAUCUUUCGAUUUCAGAAUAAGUCGAGAGUGUGUAAAAGGGGAGGAGGACGCUGAGAGCUAACAUUUCAGAAGCGGCUGGUUAAGAUUUGCAAACACCCUUCGCGGGACUUGGGAACUCCGGGAGCAGGUUGGUUACACCGCGGGGUCGUGUGCGGGCGCGAGGUAGAUGGUGAGCGGCCCCGGCAGCUGAGGGCAGGACAGCCCACAGAAGGAACUGAGCUUAGAGGACUGCGCGGUGGUGGGAGCCCCGCACUGCGCCCAUCCGGCUCCCUGGAUCCGUCGGGGUGCCUCCACCCGGCUGUUAGCAUGAUGUCUUACCUCAAACAACCACCAUACGGCAUGAAUGGGCUUGGCCUGGCUGGGCCCGCCAUGGACCUGCUGCACCCCUCCGUGGGCUAUCCUGCCACACCAAGAAAGCAGCGGCGGGAGCGCACCACAUUCACACGCUCGCAACUGGACGUGCUCGAGGCGCUCUUCGCCAAGACUCGCUACCCUGACAUCUUCAUGCGCGAGGAGGUGGCGCUCAAGAUCAACCUGCCUGAGUCCCGAGUCCAGGUGUGGUUCAAGAACCGCCGAGCCAAAUGCCGGCAGCAGCAGCAGAGCGGCAGCGGGACCAAAAGCCGCCCAGCCAAGAAGAAAUCAUCCCCUGUGCGGGAAAGUUCAGGCUCCGAAAGUAGCGGCCAGUUCACGCCACCCGCUGUGUCCAGCUCCGCCUCGUCUUCUAGCUCGGCGUCCAGCGCCUCCGCCAAUCCAGCGGCCGCCGCCGCGGGGCUAGGUGGAAACCCGGCGGUGGCCGUGCCGUCGUCUCUGAGUGCCCCGGCGGCCUCAUCCAUCUGGAGUCCAGCCUCCAUCUCGCCCGGCUCGGCGCCCGCGUCGGUAUCCGUGCCCGAGCCAUUGGCUGCACCUAGCAACGCAUCCUGUAUGCAGCGCUCGGUGGCCGCUGGCGCCGCUUCAGCUGCUGCCUCGUACCCUAUGUCCUACGGCCAGGGAGGCAGCUACGGCCAGGGCUACCCAGCGCCCUCGUCUUCCUACUUUGGCGGCGUGGACUGCAGCUCUUACCUGGCGCCCAUGCACUCGCACCACCACCCGCACCAGCUCAGCCCGAUGGCUCCCUCCUCCAUGGCGGGCCACCAUCAUCACCACCCUCACGCACACCACCCGUUGAGCCAGUCCUCGGGCCACCACCACCACCAUCACCAUCACCAUCACCAGGGGUAUGGCGGCUCGGGGCUUGCUUUCAACUCUGCCGACUGCUUGGAUUACAAGGAACCUGGCGCCGCUGCUGCUUCCACGGCGUGGAAACUCAAUUUCAACUCGCCCGACUGUCUAGACUAUAAGGACCAAGCUUCGUGGCGGUUCCAGGUCUUGUGAGCCCAGGAGUGGGAGGAAAAGGAGAAGAAACGCAACUACCUGCGCCCUCUGUGGUCCCCGUCCUGUUGCUGCUGCUGUACCGCCCGCCUUUGCCUCCGCUUCUCCAGACCUGAAUUUUCACAUCCCCAAAAGAUGUCCAUGCACUGCCGUCUUCAUCGUUGUGCCCCUUGCUUGGGGGAUGUGCAAAACCGGCCCACCCCUUGGAUGAAGGGACCGGUGCCUCGGCUUGGCCCACAAGUUCUACGGGGGGGAUGGGGGGAGGGGGGAGCGGUGUGCUCGCCUCUUCAACUCCUAACAAACUCCUAAAGUUACCCCCUUUCAAUCUAUCUGGACUGUUGUUAUGCACUUGCAUUCUUCAGGGGCUCUUCGCUCUGACUAGCUGUUUGAACCCUACGCUUUUAUUUAUUCUUUCUGGACACUGGAGUCACUGACUGGCAUGUGUCUGCCCAUACGGAGUGCACCCACAGUCUACCCCAAUUAAAACAACCACCAAGUGUUUCUUUCCAGAAGACUGCCGCCCCUUCAGUUGCCCGCCCCCAUCCAUGCCUGCAGGCCAGAGCUUCUGGGCGUUUCCUUAGCCUCAGCGGACGCGCUGGGGUCAGGUCGGCCGGACUAGUGUCCCCUCCCCCCUACCCCCCCCCCCAGGUUCUCCCGCACAGCCCCACCCUGCGUAGAACUGGCUCAAGCUUCCGCCUAGGCGGGAAUGCUGUACAUAGUCCGGCCCGUUCCAGGGACCACUUAAACUUUUUAGUUGCUGUUGGUUGAACUGAACAUAUCUGGUUUUAGCGCCCAGGAAAUAGAACUUUAAGAUAUAUACAGCAUAUAUAAAUAUAUAUACACAUAUAUAUAAAACAAAAGCAAAAAUAUUUUCCCUUUUCCUCUAUUCCUCAAAUGAUGGCGCUUUUACUUUUUCAGUUGUUGCAAGCUGUCCUGCCCUCUCACACUUUCUUCCUCUGUGUAUUUAUUAAUGAGAACCACUCGGUUUCAGGAAGCUGGGCGCGAAACAGGACAGGGAAGAUCCCAUAGUGUGGAGGAAACAGCCAAGUCAGGGUACAGGAGAGCGAGCUAGGCUGGGUAGGAGGACUGAACCCUUCACCAGGUCUACGCACGCAUGCAGUUCUGGUUUAGACACCAAAACCAAAAAAAUCGUAAACAACAACAAAAACAAACAAAAAACAAAAACAAAAAAACAGCGUUAUGGAAAAAACAAACCCAGCCCCACCCUAUCCCCAGUUUCAAUUCCUCUGUCGGCUUGUCUCUCUUUAAACAACCCUGUUUUGUCUAGUGAGUUUUUAGUGCACCUUCAUUCUCCGAAAUCUAAGGAGAGUCUGCACUUGUGUAUCAAUUUUGGCUUGGGCCGUUUCGUCCAGUAGGUGGGAAAGUAAUUUGUAAAUUUGAUUUGUCCAAUGUGAAGAUCACAAAUUACUUGUUGAAAUGUAAGGCAGUCCCCUUCCUUCCCCUUUAUCUACAUUAUUUCC
Sorex araneus (European shrew) is the source of this 3776-nucleotide messenger RNA. RefSeq names its product orthodenticle homeobox 1 (gene OTX1). The record is from RefSeq and is a predicted model, not a curated record. Gene Ontology annotation, biological process: multicellular organism development; regulation of transcription by RNA polymerase II. Gene Ontology annotation, molecular function: RNA polymerase II cis-regulatory region sequence-specific DNA binding; DNA-binding transcription factor activity, RNA polymerase II-specific. Gene Ontology annotation, cellular component: nucleus. The coding region runs from base 1234 to 2298 and encodes 354 amino acids. The transcript is spliced from 5 exons. Lineage: Eukaryota; Metazoa; Chordata; Mammalia; Eulipotyphla; Soricidae.